Messenger RNA from Dichomitus squalens LYAD-421 SS1, 476 nucleotides. Its product is annotated as ubiquitin-like protein. Gene Ontology annotation, biological process: protein sumoylation. Gene Ontology annotation, cellular component: nucleus; septin ring. The record is from RefSeq and is a predicted model, not a curated record. Gene Ontology annotation, molecular function: ubiquitin-like protein ligase binding; protein tag activity. NCBI's taxonomy places the organism in Eukaryota, Fungi, Basidiomycota, Agaricomycetes, Polyporales, Polyporaceae. The coding region runs from base 53 to 355 and encodes 100 amino acids. The transcript has 5 exons.
CGCAUAACCGCCUGCUCGACCCCUCACCGACGCGCACAUAUCCACACACGACAUGGCUGACCAUGAGCCGGGAGCGUCCCAGGACGCUGAGCCCAAGCAGGAGGACGCCAACGCGCCCAUCAACAUUAAGGUGACGACCCAGACGGGCGAGGAGGUGUUUUUCAAGAUUAAGAGGAAUACGAAGCUCAGCAAGCUUCAAGGCGCAUACGCGAACAAGGUCGGCAAGGACGUGAGCAGCAUCCGAUUCCUCUACGACGGUGCUAGGAUAAGCGACGAGGACACACCAGCAUCUUUGGACAUGGAGGACAACGAUACGAUCGAUGUCAUGGUAGAACAGGUCGGAGGCUCGGCGUAACUCGGGGCUCUCCGUUACAGUUAUUCUCCAUCUUCCUCUUCGAAUGCCCUCGUGUAUCAUUGUGCUAUCCUCGUUUUGUUGUCGUACGUGAAGUCAUAAUUCAAUGUAUCAUUUCGCUGGU